GCAGGUUCAGGAGUGGAAGCAGCAAAAGCUGGAGCUUGAAGCCAUUAAAAACAACCAAAACCUAAAUAUAAACCAGGUGCAGGAAGAAAAGAUUCCUGUUACAACCCACAUGAUAGAAAAAAAGGCAAAGGAAUUAAAGGAAAGCCUAAACAUUGAAGCCAAGUGUUCUCGUAGCUGGAUUAAACGUUUCAGAAAACGGCAUAAUUUAGUAGAACAUGCUCGAAUACAAACUGCUCAAAAGUUCCCUAAAGAUAUGCCGUUGGUCCCAAAAGAAAAAUUUCCACGAAAUAUUGUUUUAGUAACGGCACCCUGCGCGAACAUGCGAGCAAACCUGAUGAUCUCCACUUACAUUCCAAAAGUUAUUCAAGCAAGGCCAGAAGGGUUUUUCAAAAGCAAAGGUAUAAUUUUCGUUGAUGGACAUCGUAGUCACGUACAAGAUGAUGUAGUUAAAGCAUUGAACAACGAAGGCUUGGAUGUCUUAGAAAUACCCGGCAGUACAACUUGCAUUUUGCAACCACCAGACGUUUUAGUAAAUAGACCUUUUAAAAAUGGAAUUAGAAGAAGAUGUGAUGAAUGGAUUGAUGAAGGGGAAAGAGAGUUUACCACAAAAGAAAACCCAUCCGGGCUUGUAUUCAACUCUGAUAGUAGCGAAGACUAUAAAAUGUUGAACCGUCUCCAAGCUAUUGUCAAUAAUCGUAUGGAUGAGGCUAAUAUGGAUGAAUUGUGUGAAGAUGAAAAUGAAUUAGGUGUUGAAAAUUUACCGGAUAAUGAGAACGAUGAGGAUGAUAGCAAUAAUGAGGACGAUGUAAGUGAUAAUAGUAAUUUGACAAAUAGUGAGGAUGAUGAGAGUGCAAUGGAUAUUGAUGAAGCAAUAUAG
Messenger RNA from Dentiscutata erythropus, 877 nucleotides. The record is from the annotation of a GenBank genome assembly. NCBI's taxonomy places the organism in Eukaryota, Fungi, Glomeromycota, Glomeromycetes, Diversisporales, Gigasporaceae.